This is a messenger RNA of Panicum virgatum (switchgrass), 1725 nucleotides long. Its product is annotated as probable N-acetyltransferase HLS1. NCBI's taxonomy places the organism in Eukaryota, Viridiplantae, Streptophyta, Magnoliopsida, Poales, Poaceae. The coding region runs from base 329 to 1510 and encodes 393 amino acids. The transcript has 3 exons. Gene Ontology annotation, molecular function: acyltransferase activity, transferring groups other than amino-acyl groups. The record is from RefSeq and is a predicted model, not a curated record.
CCUGUGCACGAUGGUUUCCCGCUUUUAACCCCCCGGGAAUCUGAACGGUUCUCUCUCUCCCUCUCUUUCUCAUGGCCGUCGAAAGGAAACCAGAAGGCCAAGAAAGGAAACCGGAAGGCCAGGCGCUAAUUAGUGGCGCUGUAGGCAUAGCUUUGCUUCUCCAUCUUCGCCGCCGCCUAUAUAUACUUGCUACAUGCGUAUGCAGUGUCCCUGGCUCAAUCAUAUUCCCGGCUUAGCUGCCGACGAGAACUCGAGAGGGUGCAAGCCACUGUAGCUAGAGAGAGGUGUGUAGUGGAUACGGAGUGGAAGACGCGCGAUCGGUGGUGCCAUGAGGGACGAGGAGGACGAGGUUGUGCCGGCGACGGUGGUGAUCCGGGAGUACGACCCCAAGACGGACCGCGACGGCACGGACGCCGUCGACCGGGACUGCGAGGUCGGCCCGGGCGGCGGGAUGUCGCUGCACGCCGACCUGCUCGGCGACCCCGAAGCCCGCAUCCGCCGCUCGCCGCGCUACAUCAUGCUGGUAGCUGAGACGUCCGGCCGGAUCGUCGGCCUCAUCCGCGGCACCGUCAAGUCCGUCGCCACCGGCGAGAGCCGCCCCGGCGCGCCCGCCUUCGCCAACGUCGGGUACAUUCUCGGCCUCCGCGUCGCGCCUUCCCACAGGCGGAUGGGCAUCGCGCUGCUGCUGGUGCGGCAGCUGGAGCGGUGGUUCGAGCUCAUGGGCGCCGAGUACGCGUACAUGGCGACCGACAGGUCCAACGAGGCGUCGCUGCGGCUCUUCACGGCCCGCUGCGGCUACUCCAAGUUCCGGACGCCGUCGCUCCUCGUGCACCCCGUGCACUCGCACCGCCUCAGGGCGCCGCGCCGCGCCACGGUCGUCCGGCUCGGCGCCCGCGACGCCGAGCGGCUCUACCGCAGCCGGUUCGCGCACGUCGAGUUCUUCCCUGCCGACAUCGGCGACGUGCUGGACAACGCGCUCUCCCGGGGCACGUUCCUGGCGAUCGUCGACAAGGGAGGCUACGAGUGGCGCGGCGUGGACCGCUUCCUGUCCUCGCCGCCGGCGUCGUGGGCGGUGGCGAGCGCAUGGGACUGCGGCGGCGUGUUCCGGCUCGAGGUCCGCGGCGCCUCGCGCCUGCGCCGCGCCGCCGCGGCCGCCACCCGCGCGCUGGACCGCGUGGUCAAGUGGCUGCGCGUCCCGUCCGUGCCGGACUUCUUCCGCCCCUUCGCCGGGUGGUUCGUGUACGGCCUCGGCGGCGACGGCCGCGACGCCGCGGUGGCCGCGGAGGCCCUGUUCGCGUCGAUCGUCAACAUGGCGCGCGGCGCCGCGGCCGCCGUGGCCGUGGAGGUGGCAGCCCUGGACCCGCUCCGCAGCCGCAUCCCGCACUGGCGCUGCCUCUCCUGCGCCGAGGACCUCUGGUGCAUGAAGCGGCUCGGCGGCCACGCGGACGGAUGGGAUUGGGCCAGGUCGGCCCCUGGCCGCUCCAUCUUCGUGGACCCCCGGGAGGUCUGAGAGUGACUCGGCCGUCGGCUUGCAAGCAGAGCUUCGUGCUCUGUUUUUUUUGUGCCACUGGACUUCAGUUUUGAUCUCUUUUUUCUUCCUUGACAUUUUGCGACCUCUUGUCCAUAAGUCUUAGUUUUGGACGGCCAGAUUUCGUCCGGUGACUACCUUUUUGUGGAAUCAGGAAGUACGGCAAUGGAAUGCAUCAAACACAUACACUUGUCUCA